GUGGGCUAUUGCCAAAUUGCAUCAUCAUCAUCAUCAAUUCAACAAUCAUCGAUCCAAAUCCAAAAUGUUAAACGAAGCCAUGGAAGAUCAGAAAAAACAGCAAGUAACUAUCUUUUACAACGGCCAGAUUGCGGUUUGUGAUGCCACUGAGAUUCAGGUUAGCGCUAUCAUAUUACUCGCAAACGGCGAAAAAGUCGACGAAAGCUUAGGUGGUGAAGCUGCUUCUUCAGCUGCAGGGCGCUGCAGCCCAUCUUCGAUUUGUCCACAAGUUUGUGAUUCGCCGUUGCAGCGAUCACCGUCCUUCAAAGGCCCAUCGCCGUCCCCGCUGCCGGCGUUUCAGGGUCUUGCAAUGAAGAGAUCUUUACAACGUUUCUUGCAGAAGAGAAAGUACAGGACUCACACUUCACACCCUUACCAUCAUCCCCAUGUCCUCCAGAAAUUUUUGUGAAAAAGUGAAAUUAGCCUAGAACACUAUUGAUUUCUGAAUACAUGUUUUGUAACAUAUGACGGACAUACGUAUAGAUAUGUAGAAUUAUUCAGUAAUCAUAAAAAUUAGAGCCUAUUUUUAUCCGCAUCUGUUCUGUCUUAAUCUGUUUAAUUUCAUAACGCGCAAACUCCAACUCGUGAUGAACAUCAAUCUAAGUUUAUCGCGUGAGAUUGAUGCGAUCGCGUAUUCUGAUUGUUCUUUUGACAGAAAAGAGAAGAAACGAAAAUUUCUUAGUGGUUCAGAGGAUAUGUGACAAAAUGUGUUUGAUAAAAAAAGAGUCUAUUUACUUGUAGAAUCAGCCUCACAUAAACAU
Messenger RNA from Oldenlandia corymbosa var. corymbosa, 800 nucleotides. NCBI's taxonomy places the organism in Eukaryota, Viridiplantae, Streptophyta, Magnoliopsida, Gentianales, Rubiaceae. The record is from the annotation of a GenBank genome assembly.